GUUUUUUCGAGAUCUGCCAUAAGAAAAUAGGAGUGGGAUUUCUUGAUACCUGAGAAAAAAAAUCUUCUUGUUGGAGCUCUUUUCAAGGGGAAUCCUACGGUUUCUGAGACCCUCUCAGAGUCUCAGUGCAUGAGAGCACUCAUCCCCACGGGCCACAGAACACUACUGGGUUCUUUUCGUUCUUUCACUUUCUUUCUCUUCUGUCCAAAAUCAAGAAAAAACAGCGCUUCUUUUUAAAAUCUUGAAAAGCAGGUGGUGGUCGAUUAAUCAUUUUGUUUCCUUUUUAGUAUUGAUUUUACUUGCUCGUUUCAAGUUCAUGUUUAAGUAACUUGAAGAUUUCUAUGCUAAUUCUUUGACAUCUUAGAGCCCUUUUUAUUUCAAAACUCACAGAUUUGAUGCUGGAAAAGGCUCUAGAAACCCUUGAUUCUUCUUCUCUGGAUACCAGUUUCAUAAGGGUUUUUAGAGUCCUGCCAAAGGUGUCCAAACUGUCUUUCAAAAUCUUCCUAAAUAGUCGUCACCGAUAAUUACUAGCUUUACCAGGAUUACUUCACUAAUGAUUCCUGUGUUUAUCUUAAGAUUUUAAAUUUUAAAGUCUAUAUUUUGUAACUGCUUGUUUUCCAUCAUCCAUAUGUCAAUCAAGGCUCUCGUAUUUUUCUCUGAGUUUUGCGACAUCAGCAACCUCUUUGGGUUCUCCAUUGCUGACAUCAACUGAAAGAGUUCUCUUCUUUAGCAACAACAGGCUCUGUUUUCUUCAAAUCUUCUGUUUUCUCGAGUUCUGUUUUCUCAAAUUUGUGAGAGAAAUGGCGAGGCUUUUCAGUGUUUUCUCAUUAAGGAACUUACUGGUGCUGUCUCUAGCUCUUAACGUGAGCUUGAUUUUGAGAGUGCUGUAUGAGAAAGAGUCUGGAGUCAUUAGCGGUCUCUCUCUGGACAACAGGAGAGAGGCAUUGAGGACUGAUAGUAUGCCUAGUGAGGCACAUGCUACCCAGAGGGAACAUCUGUCUAUGCGCUCUUCUUCUUCGUCUUCUUCUACAGUGGAUAGCAAUGGCAGGGACAGAGUAAUCAAUCUUGAUCAUGGCGAUCCGACAAUGUAUGAGAGAUAUUGGCAACAGACGGGUGACAAAUCCACCAUUUUGAUUCAUGGUUGGCAAUCAAUGAGCUACUUCUCUGAUGCUGGGAGCCUGUGCUGGUUUUUAGAGCCAGAGUUUGCCAAAGAGAUAAUUAGACUACACAAAGUAGUUGGCAAUGCAGUCACCGAGGACCGCUACAUUGUUGUCGGGACGGGUUCGACACAGCUUUAUCAAGCUGUAUUAUAUGCACUCUCCCCCCUAGAUGCAGUGGAACCCCUUAGUGUUGUAUCUGCAGCUCCUUACUACUCUUCUUAUCCAUUAAUCACUGACUGCCUGAAGUCAGGGCUUUAUAAAUGGGCUGGUGAUGCACAGAGUUUCAAUAAAGAAGGACCGUAUAUUGAACUCGUUACCUCCCCUAACAAUCCAGAUGGGUAUGUCAGGCAGUCUGUUGUCAACAAAAGUGGGGGCAUCUUGGUUCAUGAUCUUGCAUAUUAUUGGCCGCAAUACUCGCCAAUAGCUGCCGCCGCUGAUCAUGACAUUAUGCUCUUCACUGUGUCGAAAAGCACAGGACAUGCUGGGAUGCGCAUUGGAUGGGCUCUUGUCAAGGAUGAAGAAGUAGCCAAAAAGAUGGUGAAAUACGUAGAGCUCAACACAAUCGGCGUGUCAAAGGAUUCGCAGCUUCGAGCAGCUAAAGUGCUGCAAGUAGUGGCUGAUGGCUGCAAAUAUCCUACCAGCAAAGAAGGGUCCCUCUUUGACUUUGCUGCCCACCUCAUGGAAGAGAGGUGGAAGUUAUUAAGGGCCGCAGUCAGGCAAAGUGGUCUCUUCACUUUGCCAGAGUUUCCCCCUGGAUCGUGCAGGUUUCUCAACAUCUCCUUCGCUCCUCGACCAGCUUUUGCAUGGUUGAAGUGCGAAGCCCCUAUAGAAGACUGCGAAGCCUUUCUCCGAUCUAACAACAUCUUAACAAGAAGCGGUAUACAUUUUGGCGUUGGACCACAAUAUGUUAGGAUAAGCAUGCUAGAUCGAGACGAAAACUAUGAUAUGUUUGUAGAGAGAUUGUCCACCAUCCACCCGCGACAAUCCAUGCAGGCAGAUGAGACGGCGGAAUAGCGUAGGCAAAUAAAAAACACCACGGAAACAAAACGUUUGGUAAAAUGAAAAAUGCUAUUUACUGUGUACGGGACCCAUCACAAUUAACGUUUCAAACACGGAUUCGUCGAAAGCAAUAUCCAUCUGCUUCUCCCUUCCUGCCGCAUCUACCGCAUCUGUGCAUGCGCGCUCUGCGCAGUAAAAGUGUAAUUAAAAUUGUGAGCAGGGGAAGAAAGGCUCACCUGGUGCUGAAGACCGGAGAUGAAGAUGAUUGUGAUGAUCUGGCCAGACUAUGUCCUAUCCUAUUUUCCGUUUAUCUCCUGUCCUUUUCAUGCUCUCUAGGUCCUCUCAAUCUCUCUCCAAUCUUGUUCUACUUUUUCCUUGCUCCUUUUCUUUUUGUUUUUUUUUUCUGUUUUUUCUCCAGUAUUUUUGUGUUUGUGUAUUAGUUUUGAGAAAAGUGACAGUGUCAAGUGAAUUAAUUUAUGUGGCACUUGAACAGUGCCAGGUGAAUUAAUUUAUUGGCACUUGAACAAUGCCAGCUGAAUUUUCAUUUGGCAUUGUUCAUUAAAUCGUGUCCGACCCAGUAAAUUUUUUUUAUUUUUUUAA
This is a messenger RNA of Populus nigra (black poplar), 2759 nucleotides long. RefSeq names its product tryptophan aminotransferase-related protein 2-like. Gene Ontology annotation, biological process: amino acid metabolic process. The coding region runs from base 801 to 2174 and encodes 457 amino acids. Gene Ontology annotation, molecular function: carbon-sulfur lyase activity; transaminase activity. The transcript has 5 exons. The record is from RefSeq and is a predicted model, not a curated record. Lineage: Eukaryota; Viridiplantae; Streptophyta; Magnoliopsida; Malpighiales; Salicaceae.